Perca flavescens (yellow perch) is the source of this 2858-nucleotide messenger RNA. It is a transcript of the gene nphp1, whose product is annotated as nephronophthisis 1. Gene Ontology annotation, molecular function: protein binding. The transcript is spliced from 22 exons. Gene Ontology annotation, cellular component: cilium; cytoplasm. The record is from RefSeq and is a predicted model, not a curated record. Bases 599 to 2662 code for a protein of 687 amino acids. Lineage: Eukaryota; Metazoa; Chordata; Actinopteri; Perciformes; Percidae. Gene Ontology annotation, biological process: protein localization involved in establishment of planar polarity.
UCAUAACACUUUACUUGAGCAGAGACAUCUCUCAGGCUGGUCUCUCCUUUUCCUGAGGGGUGAAGCAUUGCCGAGGAGUUGACGAUCAGAUCCAGCCGGCCGAAGCUCUCCUUAACCCGAUCCGCAGCUCCGCGAAUGUCCUCCUCCCGGCUCACGUCCAGCCUUAGGACCGUCACUUUGCCCGGGUGUUGGCCGGCCAGGCCCCGCAGCUCGGCCGCUCCAUCCGGGUUUCGGCAUGUCGCUAUAACGGCCGCGCGAGUUUUGUUUUUUAAGAUAUAUUUGCAGAAUUCAAGCCCUAGUCCUCUGCUGGCCCCUUGAAUAAGCGCCACAGGGGAAGCCAUAACAGGCCUACACAAGUCCCAACUUCAUUGGAAUUGGGGUUUUGUAGGCUACACCACCAACUAGUGCCCUAGAACACUAGGCUACACCAACCCAUCUUUGCGUCGGAAUCUGACGGAUCACAGGCGUCCAUGGUAAAGCCCAAGCCUGAAGAGGAGCCCGGUUGCCUGGCGACCAGUGGAAAUGUAUCGUCAGCUAGCUAGCUAGCUAGCUAGGCUGUCUGCUAACACAUGGAAUAUGCCCCAUAAACAGCGUUUAAAUGCCACCAAAACGAAAAGGACGUUUGCAGCUUGUCCAGAAAGAAGUGGACGAAAUCACAAAACAGGUUGACAGUCUGGUGAAGGAUGUGCAGAGUCAGGACGGAUCUACUGAAGAGGCAUUUCGGAGAUGUCAAGAACUGCAGAUUUCGGCAGAGAAGACACUAAGGACACUGAAUAAACUGACCAAGGCAGAUGAGCUGGCUCCAGUGGGGAACUAUGAUCAGAGGAAGCAGGAAGAGGAGAGACGACUGCUGAAGAUCUUGGAGCGUGUAAACACACUCUCUCUGGAGCUUUCACCACCAGGAUCCAGUACUGCUGCGGGAAAUGUUUCAAAGGAAGAUAGCGAGGAAAAGGACAAUGACGACGAAGAUGAAGUUGACGAAGACAGUAGCGAUGAUGAAGCUGAUGGUGCUGAUGAAGAUGAGAAACAAGCUGUGAAACCGCCCUCUCAGUCAGACCCUCACAUCUACACAGUCCUCAGUGAUUUCAAAGGAGAACAGGAGGGAGAUCUGUCUGUUCAGAGGGGGGAUGUAUUGAGGAUUAUCAGGAAGACAAUAGAUGGAUGGUGGCUGGCUCAAGAUGCUAAAGGCAACAGGGGAGUGGUUCCAAAAACCUACCUGAAGAUUGGUUCUGGUGUUGAUGAUGAUGAUGAAGAUGAGGACGAUGAUGAUGACAAUGAGGAGGAAUCAGAGGAGGAGGAAGAGCAGAUUGGCAAAGAACUGACUGAUGAUGAAGAGAAACAGAGCAGUUCUCUACAUUCCAACUGGAGUACUGUCAGAAAGUCUUUGACUGAGAUUGAUGCAACAGAUGUGCUCUCUGCCAUGGGAGCUAUACCUUCAGGAUUCAGACCAUCAUCUCUCAACAAACUGCUGAUGGAGGAAGGUAUAACAUACAGAGGAAGUCACUAUAUUCAGCCUGAGCUCAGCCAAUCACAGCUCUCCUUUAGUGACCUCUUCCUGGAUCCAGAUACAGGCAGGGUUCGGGCUCGGCAGGUCAGGACUUGUGUUUGUUUCAGUUUGUGGAGCUGCAGGAUGAUUCCUACUCCUGGGGUUGGAGUUCAGGUCCUCAGCAGACACAUCCGCCUGUGUGCCUUUGAUGGAACUCAGGUGUUGAGUAACAUCCACACAGUGAGGGCAACGUACAACUCCAAGACUCCAAAGACCUGGAGCUUCUCCCCAAGGAUGGCGGGUAUCCUGCCCGCCCUCCUAGAUGGAGACUGUUAUCUGCGCUGCAACUCUGCAUCUCCUGACCUCGGUAUCCUCUUUGAACUGGGAGUCACCUUUAUACGCAAUUCUACAGGUGAGAGAGGGGACCUUAGCUGUGGCUGGUCUUUCCUCAAACUGACCGAUGACACUGGAAAUCCACUCCCCAAGAGGACCUAUGAGCUGCCAGUCAAUGAUGGCACUCCUUAUGAGAAGGAUGUCGUGGUGGAGGCAUCAGUCACCAGAGGAUCUCCAGCUGGUGUUUUCCAGCAGAUACUUCAGGCCAGGCGGCAGCCCAGAAUCAUUAUAAAGUUGAAAUCAUCCAACAGCCGGACAAGAACGCAGCUCAGUCUCCUUCCAGACACUUUGCUGCACUGUCAGAGCUGCAUCCACCUGCUCGCUCUACACAGGCAGCUGCUAGCUGACACACUACUGAUGGACAGGCCUACCAUGCAGAACGCAGAUCUGAUAUGCAGUCCUGUACUUUCUACCUUUCCUAUGCUGUUGGACCAACCAGACCUGAUGGAUGCUCUCAGGAGUGCCUGGCUGGAUGCUGAGACCAACAUGAGCAGAGCACAGAGGAGAGACUUGUCCUAUUUAAAACAGGAGUUUGUCAAAGUCUACAUGUCGUCUGUCUAUUUCCUCCUUCACUCGCCCUCGCUGCCCUGUCAUCGCUGGGCGGACCCACCCUUAGAGGAGCAGCGUGCCAGAGUCAUCUACGCCACCCUGGAUGCUCUCAAACGCACCCAGCACACCACCGGCCAAUCAGGAGGCCCAGAGGUCUUUGUCGACCCCAUGCAUCAGCAUCUUGCCUUUGAUAUCACAGAGUUGACCUUUGACCUCCUCCGUGUGUCACGGUAACAGUCACAUCAAAUCACUUAGAGGGAAGAUACAAAGAGAAAAAAUUAAUUGAAGUUUAUUCUAGACAUCAGUUUGCCUUAAAGCUUUAUAUGUGCCAUAAAAACAUUUUGGAACAUUUUUGAUAUGUGAAAUCUUAAAGGAUAAGGCUGGUGAUAUUCUAUAUUUAUGUUACUGUCAAUAAAUCCAUUGAAAAAAA